AAUGGAAAUAUAGAUAGAUAUAAGAAAAUAAAAUUCAAUUGGUUCAGAAAUUGCUAGGGCAAGCAGGAAACUGAGAAACCGAAUCCAUCAAAAUUUCUGAUAACCUAAGGUUAAAUAAAAAUCUCUAAAGCAGCACCAACAGUCGCAAAAAAAAAAAAAAGUGAACAAAAAAGAUUAAAGCAACAUGGCCCACGGUGGCUAUGGUAAGCGGCGUAUGGCCGAAGGGAACCGCGUCGGUCGGCGAUCCAAGGGACCCGGCGUCGACAAGAAACCGAAGCCCAAAGCCCCCUCUCUUAAGAACCAGAUACGCUCCAUUGAACGCAUGCUGCGAAAGGAUCUUCCACCUGAAGUUAGAGAGGCUCAAGAAAAAAAGUUAGGAGGGCUUAAGAAACAACAAGAAAUCCACAACCGACUCGCUGUGGAACGAAAAAUCUUCUUGAGGGACAGAAAGAUUAAGUUUUUUGAGAGGAGAAAGAUAGAAAGGAGGAUUAGGCGUUUGGAGAAGCUGCAAAGAACUUCAUCCGGUCAGGCACAAGACGUGGAUAUUGCUGACCAGCUUUCUAAAUUGAAAGAGGAUCUUGAAUAUGUUAGGUUUUUCCCUAAGACCGAGAAAUAUGUAUCUUUAUUUACUGGAGGUGAUGAUUCAGACAUAGUUGAUAGGAGAAAUAGAUUGCGGAAGCAGAUAAAAGCCAACUUAAUUGCUGCUGCUGCCAGUGGGAAAGAUAUGGAAGAAACAGGGAGUGAGGAUGAUGGACUGUUGGAUUUGAGUGAUGAUGAUUUCUUUUUGACUGGAACCUCAAGUGAUGAAGCUGAUGCAGAUGAUGAAUGGACAGAUAAAAGUACCAGUCAAACAUCUAUGCAUUUUAUGCACAGGGAACAGGCUUCUAGUGCUUCUGGAAAAGCAGCAUCUGGCAUGUCUAGUGAUGAAAGGAAUCAGAGACAGGUUUCUGCCAGAGCUUUGAUGCCACCUCCCAGGCCAUCAUCUAAUUCCUUUUCAAAUUCAGUACAUGCAAAAUCAAAUAGCAGAAGUGGUUCUUCCUUUAAGGCAGGGGGAUCCUCAAACUCAAAGACAGGAAACAGUAGUAAUUUAAGUUCCAAUUCUGAUGCUCGUAAGCCACGUAGAAAGAGGAGACCAAAAAAGAGAAAGCAACAGGCAUGACAAAAACGCAGCUUUGGUUUUGUCCAUGAGAAAACAAGUGGUGUUAUACCCAGACUUGUAUUGAAAUUCAACAACGCUUUUUGUAGUAUGUUCAAGAAUAGUUUUAGUUUUGGUUUAGCUGAAAUUUAAUUAUUAUACUACCUGUUUUUUUUUUUUUUGAUGGAUUUAAUUGUAUGUUGUCAACGCUUUGUAUUGUAUUCACUACAAUUGAUAAUUGGAGAGGGAUAAAUGAUCCUUGAUUUGAGCCCUUGGAAA
This is a messenger RNA of Gossypium arboreum, 1414 nucleotides long. RefSeq names its product rRNA-processing protein EFG1-like. Gene Ontology annotation, biological process: maturation of SSU-rRNA from tricistronic rRNA transcript (SSU-rRNA, 5.8S rRNA, LSU-rRNA). Lineage: Eukaryota; Viridiplantae; Streptophyta; Magnoliopsida; Malvales; Malvaceae. The record is from RefSeq and is a predicted model, not a curated record. Gene Ontology annotation, cellular component: nucleolus; preribosome, small subunit precursor. The transcript is spliced from 8 exons. Bases 185 to 1159 code for a protein of 324 amino acids.